CUUUUUUCGGAAAAGGGCCAGGCCCAUAAUAGUGGGCCUUCCAACCCAUUAACACAAAAUUCCGGGUAAAAAAGGAGAAAUUUUCUUCCCUCUCUCUGAAUUUUCCCUCCAAAUCCACAGUUCCCCUACGUUUCUCUCUCUAGUAAAAUCUCUUCAACCCUACCCCAACUCCAUUGGAGAUCAGCACACAAUUAACGCCUCCCAGGGAAAAAAGGUGCCACCAAAACUUAAAGUAAGUUCUAUAAAAUGGUGGUUAGGCCGUUGUUGCUAUAUGGUGCGGAGUGCUGGCCAGUCAAGAACUCUCAUGUUCAGAAGAUGCAUGUUGCGGAGAUGAGGAUGUUGAGAUGGAUGUGUGGACAUACUAGGAGUGAUAAGAUCAGGAAUGAAGUUAUUCGGGAGAAGGUCAAGUGUAGAUACAUGUUGUGGCAAGGAAGUGAAACUAUCAUUUGAGUUCUGUCGUCAUCUGGGGUUUUGAUCCUGAUAACUAUUCUGCACAGGACUGUUUGGGCUCGCAUUUGUUUUUACCAGAGUUUUUCUUUGUAUUGUUGCUCCAGAAAUCUAUCGUAGGAGGGCUUUAUAGACAAGGGAUCCAGAAUAGGUCAUCUUCCUUUUGUUAUUCUUUUGAAAGUUUCCCUCUUUUUUCUUUUUCUUUUACCUUUUUUGUGGUGGUGGGGGUAUUGGAAAGGUUUCUCUUGAAGCCUAGGCCUGAAGAUGGAAAUAGAAAAAUCACAACUUUAUGCUGAAGGAGGAGCGGAGGCAAUAUUAAAUGUUCAACCUAAUACAUCAAUCUCUAUUGCUUAUCACCAACACUUUGGUCUUCAUGAUGAUUUAAUGCUUCUUGAGCUUGAUGAGAAACUCCUACCUGAUAUCCUCAAUCAAAGAGUAACAUUAAGAGGGCAGCCAGAUGAGGAUGCAGUUCUCUGUAGUCAGUCAAAAACUUAUGCCAUUAAAUUUGUCGGAACUUCUAAUUCUGUAUUCCUUAUACCUCCUUCCAACCAAUCGAUCGAACUUGGAGCUUCACCAAACUCAAGUGAAAAUGAUCAUGACAAUUCGGUGGUUGCUUCUGUCAUCAAAGUAGUACCUGGCAGUAUGGAACUUGUCGAGGUUGCUCCUAGAUUGGACAAACUCAAAUUGCUUCUCUCAGAAAACCCUUAUGGUUUUGAUGAAGUGUCACAAAUGAAUACCGAAUUCACGCACAAAAACAGGGGCUUGUAUUCAUGGAGUGACCUUGUCGAAAAGGUGCAAGCCAGUGACGAGGAACUGUGUACAGGGUUGCGAGCUCUUGCAGCAGUAGAGAUAGAUGGAUAUUGGCGACUUUUAGAUGAGAACUUUGUGGAUGAGAUUCUGAACAUGCUUUUGCAUAAUGCAGUGCUGAAUGACUGGCUUUUAAGUGCUCUAAACGAAGAUGAAGUUUUGCCUGUGCUGGAAGCAGAUGGAUUUCCUCGCGAAAUAGUAAGGCACUGUUUGGGAGUUUAUGGAAGUAAGGUGGAUGAUGAGACUAGAGGAGGCUGUACAUGGAAGCUGGAAGAAAGGCCAAUUUGCGUACAUUUCGCUAGAGUAAUCCUAAGAGGGAAAAAAAUGAAACUUGAAAGAUUUAUGGAGGAGUGGAGAAAGAAAGUUCCAGAAGAGAUGAAUGAAAGUUUUGAUGUGCUAGAAGGAGAAGUUUUAACCGAAAAGCUCGGGAUAGAGACUCGGAUUUAUGCUUUUAGUGUUUCUUCACUGCCAUCAGUGCCUGCUGAACGGUUUUCCAAACUAUUCCAGGAGAAGCCAAAGUGGGAAUGGAAAGAACUGCAGCCAUUUGUCAGGGAUCUGAAGGUACCAGGACUUUCUUCAGAAGGUUUACUACUCAAGUACACUAGAAGAAGUCAACCAAGUGCAGAUGCUGAACCAAUUUUCAGUGCAAGAUAAUAUUUGUUCCACAGUUUGGAUGGCUUUCUAGAUUUGUAAAGAAGGAGAUCAUGUAAUGUAAACUUGAUUUUAGAAUUUGUUAACAAGUUUACUGUCUAGUUGCUUUGCCUCUGCAAUCAUUUUGGGAUAAUUCUUGUCUCGCUUGUUUUAAUGCAUGUAGCAGCUCCUUGGUUUAUUUACCUGUAACAACAGUAAGAAUUAUUAACCUCAUGGGAUUACAAUGGGUAUGUUGUUAUAGUAAGAACUAUACCAGGGAGAAGAAACUAUUGAGCUGCGUCCUGUGUUUUGGAGCUCAUUUGUUCAUCAGUACUAAUUUGCAUGUUAAGCCAAA
Molecule: messenger RNA, 2239 nt
Organism: Solanum dulcamara
Lineage: Eukaryota; Viridiplantae; Streptophyta; Magnoliopsida; Solanales; Solanaceae
Exons: 5
Coding region: 712-1908 (398 amino acids)
Biological process (GO): mitotic sister chromatid cohesion; maintenance of mitotic sister chromatid cohesion
Cellular component (GO): chromosome, centromeric region; Ctf18 RFC-like complex; chromatin
Source: RefSeq, a predicted model, not a curated record